AGGGGUACCACUGGCCAAUUCCUUUGGACAGCAAACAUAUUUUUGCGAAAAUAAAAGUGAAAAAUAUUUACCUUUCUGGGUCAGUAGUAGACUCAUUCUUAAUGGUGGUCAACUGAUCAGUUGUUAAGGGCAACCUGCAGGCCAGCCACUAGUCAUCGGAGUUGUGGGUUAUCAGUGUAUAACUAUGACUUCAGCUGUUCUCCAUUCCGCUAGAUUGGUUAGAGGACUGCAGAACCUGUCCAAAAGAACGUACUCCAAUGCUGUCUUUCCAAAAAUCACUACUCACUACACGAUAGUUCCUAGAGAGACGGAUCCACGAUGGAAAGACAUAGAGAUGGAGAGGGCAGUGGACGAGACCGACAUUCUCAUAGUCGGGGGAGGUCCAGCAGGAAUGUCAGCAGCAAUUCAAGCCAAGAAAUUGGCUGAGAAAAUUGGAAAAGACAUUCGUGUAACUCUAGUAGAAAAAGCGUCAGAAGUGGGCGGUCAUAUUCUGAGUGGUGCUUGCAUCGAUCCAGUGGCCCUUAACGAACUCAUUCCAAAUUGGGAGGAAUUGGGUGCACCACUGAAGACCCCAGUAACCGAGGAUAAGUUCGCUCUUCUCACUGAGAAAGGGAGAAUUCCAAUUCCAAUAUUCAAGGGAAUGCCAAUGUACAAUCAUGGCAACUACAUUGUGAGAUUGGGGCAUGUUGUUGGAUGGUUGGGAGAGCAGGCUGAGGCUGCUGGAGUGGAUAUUUACUGUGGUAUUGCAGCUUCGGAAAUUCUGUAUCAUGAAGAUGGCUCGGUCAAGGGGAUUGCUACUAAUGAUGUGGGUAUCGCCAAGGAUGGCUCACCGAAAAGUAGUUUUGAGAGGGGAAUGGAGUUACAUGCUAAGUGCACGAUAUUCGCUGAGGGCUGUCAUGGACAUCUGACGAAACAAUUGACCAAUAAAUUGAAUCUUCGAGCUAAUUGUGAACCCCAGAGUUAUGGAAUUGGACUGAAAGAGAUCUGGGAGAUUCAACCGGACAAACACCGGCCGGGUGCAGUAGAGCACACAAUUGGCUGGCCACUGGAUAAAAACACCUACGGAGGUUCCUUUUUAUAUCAUCUAAACGAGGAAACCCCAUUAGUGGCAGUGGGUUUUGUCGUCGGUCUUGAUUACUGGAAUCCGUACUUGCACCCCUUCAAGGAGUUCCAGAGGUUUAAGCAGCAUCCUGCCAUCAGACCGACGUUCGCGGGAGGAAAAAGAGUGGCUUAUGGUGCUAGAGCACUUGUAGAAGGUGGAUUCCAGAGUCUCCCAAAACUGCAGUUCCCUGGAGGAUGUCUUGUGGGUUGUACAGCUGGAUUUCUGAACGUUCCCAAGAUCAAGGGAGUCCACAAUGCCAUGAAGAGUGGGAUGUUGGCUGCUGAGAGUGCAAUGGAGGCGAUUGUCGAUGCUGAGACGAAUUCUCCUGCGACAGCUGGACUCGAGCCCAAAAAUUAUACGGAUAAAAUUAAAGAUAGUUGGAUAUGGAAGGAGCUGUAUGCAGUCAGGAACUUCAGGCCUAGUUUUCACAGCAAGCUGGGAAUGUAUGGGGGCCUUAUGUACUCCGGGUUUUCCAUGGUCGUUGGGGGCAAGGAACCUUGGACAUUAUCUCAUGGAGGAGCUGAUCACACCAAAUUGAAGCCAGCCUCUCAUUGCACUCCUAUAGACUACCCAAAACCUGACAACGAAGUGUCUUUUGAUCUUCUCUCCUCUGUAGCAUUAACUGGAACGAAUCACGAAGGUGAUCAGCCACCUCACCUCACCCUGAAGAACGAUACGAUACCAGUGAAGCAGAAUUUGGCCAUUUACGAUGGCCCCGAGGGUAGAUUCUGUCCUGCUGGCGUUUACGAGUUUGUACCCUUGGAGACGGGGGAAGGACAGCGGCUACAGGUCAACGCCCAAAAUUGUAUCCACUGCAAGACGUGUGACAUCAAGGACCCCAGCCAGAACAUCAACUGGGUGGUGCCAGAGGGUGGUGGUGGGCCUGCUUACAAUGGCAUGUAAGAUGGGACGAUUAAUGACGCUUCGAUUUAACCAUCGCAUGAUCAAGUACAAGUCUUCCAUCCGUAAAAACGUGAAAAUCAGAAUUCAUUAGUGGAGUGAUGGAGCGUAAAUAAAUGAAUAAUUAUUGGGAAGUCUGAUGAAUGGGUAAUCAUCACGAUAAUUGAUACUCCAGGGAAAGCGCGUCUAAAUUAUUACGUUUUAUCACAGCACGAGAGAAUUCGUCUUAUUCAAUCUGAACGUACUAAAUAUUUUUAUAUUAGUCUUUUUUUUAUAUUAAUGUAACUUAAGUUAAUCCUAAUGAUUGUUAGGAAUUUCUGCAAGCCAAUCAAUGCAAGACUGUAGAAAAAACAAUAGGGUUUAUUCGUUGAAUGAAUUAUCCCAUGUUCGAGACUAUGCACAAGUGCCUUUAAAGUCUUAUCUAUGUGUAAAUAUAUUCAUUAAAAAGUAAAUUGGUGGAUCUAUUUGAAGGUCAGGUUAAUAUUUCGUGGGAUGAUUAAUGUGAAGGCAGGCAGGUAUUUUUAUGAAGAAUUAGUUGGAUCUCCUUUUAUAUCAUGUUGAAUCUGUUUUAAAUUGUUUAUUGAAACUGUAAGUCUAUAUUUGAUAUACUCGAAUAAAGAAUUUAUCACAAUUUUUGAAACA
Messenger RNA from Diachasmimorpha longicaudata, 2644 nucleotides. It is a transcript of the gene Etf-QO, whose product is annotated as Electron transfer flavoprotein-ubiquinone oxidoreductase. The transcript has 7 exons. Gene Ontology annotation, molecular function: electron-transferring-flavoprotein dehydrogenase activity; iron-sulfur cluster binding. The record is from RefSeq and is a predicted model, not a curated record. Lineage: Eukaryota; Metazoa; Arthropoda; Insecta; Hymenoptera; Braconidae. Gene Ontology annotation, cellular component: mitochondrial inner membrane. Gene Ontology annotation, biological process: electron transport chain. The coding region runs from base 185 to 2005 and encodes 606 amino acids.